AUGGCUUUACAACGAUUUCAAACAUCCCUAGAUGAAUGUUUGCGAGAGCUGCCUGGGGAGAGGGCUUAUGAGCACUGGGAGCGUGCGAACAUGGUUCAAACAAUGAUAGCAGCCAGGAAGCAAGAGAUCCAAAAAACACGGACUGAGGCGUCAAAGGAACUGACGCGAGACUUUGAGCAUUUAGAGGCAUCAAUGCCCCCAUACGAGCUCCCCGUACCAAUCGCUUAUUGCACGGGCGUACAGCAAUUCGAAAAGGAAUACGACAAGCGGUUUGGGAAUGCGAGGGAAAUAUUUGUGGACAUGGAAUGGUCCAAGGUGACUGGCCGAUUCACCAUUCUCUAUCGACGAAUGAUGGGCCAAACCCUCAACCGAAUAAGUACGAUCCAAUUUGCCCACUCAUCGGGCGUGAUAGUAUACCAACUAGAGACUAGUGCAUGCCCAACAAAAAUAAAGCAGAUACUCACUGCGGGACAUGUCACAAAAUAUGGAGUUGGCAUCCGAUCCGACAUGAAAACGGCAGAAGAGGUCUGGGGAUUCUCCAUGGCAAACACAAAAGAUAUUGGCGAGCUUGCAGUCCAACUGCAUCCUCAUCAUUGGAAGAGGACGAAGGGCCUCAACCAACAACCAGGGAUACGAAAGCUAGCCACAUUGUAUUUAAGGCAGCGGAUUAAAAAGCACGAACCCAAGUGGCACGGGGGCUGGUGGACGCGGCACCUCUCAGACGAACAACUAGAGUAUGCUGCGAUCGAUGCAUAUGCAUCGUAUGAAAUUUUCCUGAAAAUUACGGAAAAAUCAAACGAACAUAUAAUCGGUAGUGAAAAAAAUGCGAGGAUGGCUGAUAAAUCGAACAUGCCUAGCUGA
Molecule: messenger RNA, 861 nt
Organism: Cantharellus anzutake
Lineage: Eukaryota; Fungi; Basidiomycota; Agaricomycetes; Cantharellales; Hydnaceae
Product: ribonuclease H-like domain-containing protein
Exons: 6
Coding region: 1-861 (286 amino acids)
Biological process (GO): nucleobase-containing compound metabolic process
Molecular function (GO): 3'-5' exonuclease activity; nucleic acid binding
Source: RefSeq, a predicted model, not a curated record